UAACUUCAUUCCAUUAUUUAUAGCCCCGCCACUUUCAGAGUUAUUUUUCACGUACUACAUACAAAUAUAUAACAAUUCUCUUCAAUUCCAUUUCUUAUUAAUUAAACAUCAUAUAUAUGGAAGGAUAUAGUAAUAAUGAUGACCAUUUUAGAGGAGGUAGUGGUAGUUCACAACCUACUAACCCCGUGUAUUGCCAAGCAGAUAAUUGCACUUCCGACAUGACUGACGCAAAACGCUACUUCCGCCGUCACAAGGUUUGCGAGUUUCAUUCCAAAGCUCCGGUUGUCAUGGUUAACACCAAGCAUCAGCGUUUUUGUCAACAAUGUAGCAAGUUUGAGGACCUAUCAGAGUUCGACGACACAAAAAGGAGCUGCCGGAGGAGGUUGGCCGGACACAACGAAAGGAGGCGGAAGAAGUCCAAUGAUAACCCUGCGGAACACUCGUCCGCAGGCUGAGGCCACAAAAAGAGCUGACAAGAGUAAUCAUUAGGGAGUGAUUGUGAUCAUUAUAGAUAAAACCAUAGAUUAAGCUAGCUAGCUUCCAAUCAAUGGUUUUAUCUCUAAUAUAGUGAUUUCAUUCUUUUUAAUGAUCUCUAUCUUAUGUCAAACCCCAUUUUUACUGUCAUCUUUGUCCUACCUACCUAGCUAGCUAAUAAAUUUCGACUCAUGUUUUUCUUUUUCUUUUUCUUUUUCUUGUAUGAAUUAUGAAUUAUGAUGUUUGUGGUGCGUAGUAUCUUUUCAUGCAUAAUCAUAGUCAAUUUUCUUAUAAAAUGCAUCCUCUUACAUAAGAAGUUCACAUAGGGAAUGUGAGUAAGAAUAUUUUACCUAGAGUUUGGUGCAUAAUAGAUUAUUCUGUAUUUUAUCAUAAUCAUAUCUAGUGUAUUAAGUUGUUGAUAUUCUUCUUGAGUGAGGAGGGUACAACUCUUCAUUAUCUCCUUAAUGAUUUCAUCAUUUAUUGAAAAAAGACAACCAUUGUUA
This is a messenger RNA of Spinacia oleracea (spinach), 977 nucleotides long. Its product is annotated as squamosa promoter-binding protein 1-like. The record is from RefSeq and is a predicted model, not a curated record. Bases 117 to 455 code for a protein of 112 amino acids. Lineage: Eukaryota; Viridiplantae; Streptophyta; Magnoliopsida; Caryophyllales; Amaranthaceae. Gene Ontology annotation, molecular function: DNA binding. Gene Ontology annotation, cellular component: nucleus. The transcript is spliced from 2 exons.